GUGGGAGCAGCGGGAGCUGCCGAAUGGCAGAGUCUACUAUGUAGACCACAACAACAAGACCACGACGUGGGAGAGACCCCUUCCUCCAGGGUGGGAGAAGCGCGUGGAUCCUCGGGGCAGGUACUACUACGUGGACCACAACACCCGCACCACCACGUGGCAGCGCCCCACGGCCGAGUACGUCCGCAACUACGAGCAGUGGCAGUCGCAGCGCAACCAGCUGCAAGGGGCCAUGCAGCACUUCAGCCAGAGGUUCCUGUACCAGUCCUCCGGAGCCCCGUCCGACAAUGAUCCUCUGGGGCCCCUUCCUCCCGGCUGGGAGAAGAGACAGGACAAUGGGCGAGUGUAUUACGUGAACCACAACACCCGGACCACACAGUGGGAGGACCCUCGCACGCAGGGGAUGAUCCAGGAGCCGCCGCUGCCGCCGGGCUGGGAGAUGAAGUACACGAACGAGAGCGUGCGCUACUUCGUGGACCACAACACCCGCACCACCACCUUCAAGGACCCGCGCCCGGGCUUCGAGUCGGGGAGCAAGCACGGCGGCUCCCCGGGCGCCUACGACCGGAGCUUUCGCUGGAAGUACCACCAGUUCCGCUUCCUCUGCCACUCAAACGCGCUGCCCAGCCAUGUGAAGAUCAGCGUGUCUCGGCAGACGCUCUUCGAGGACUCCUUCCAGCAGAUCAUGAACAUGAAGCCGUACGACCUGCGGCGCCGGCUGUACAUCAUCAUGCGUGGGGAGGAGGGUCUGGACUACGGUGGCAUCGCCAGGGAGUGGUUCUUCCUUCUGUCCCACGAGGUGCUCAACCCCAUGUACUGCCUCUUCGAGUAUGCAGGCAAGAACAACUACUGCCUGCAGAUCAACCCUGCCUCCUCCAUCAACCCCGACCACCUCACCUACUUCCGCUUCAUCGGCCGCUUCAUCGCCAUGGCUCUGUACCACGGGAAGUUCAUCGAUACCGGCUUCACGCUGCCCUUCUACAAACGGAUGCUGAACAAGCGCCCGACGCUCAAGGACCUGGAGUCCAUUGACCCCGAGUUCUACAACUCCAUCGUGUGGACCAAGGAGAACAGCCUGGAGGAGUGCGGCCUGGAGCUGUACUUCAUCCAGGACAUGGAGAUCCUGGGCAAGGUGACCACCCACGAGCUGAAGGAGGGCGGUGAGAGCAUCCGUGUGACGGAGGAGAACAAGGAGGAGUACAUCAUGCUGCUGACGGACUGGAGGUUCACUCGGGGUGUGGAGGAGCAGACCAAGGCCUUCCUGGACGGCUUCAACGAGGUGGUGCCGCUGGAGUGGCUGCGCUACUUCGACGAGAAGGAGCUGGAGCUGAUGCUGUGCGGGAUGCAGGAGAUCGACAUGAACGACUGGCAGAAAAAUACCAUCUACAGGCACUACACCAAGAACAGCAAACAGAUCCAGUGGUUCUGGCAGGUGGUUAAGGAGAUGGACAACGAGAAGAGGAUCCGGCUGCUGCAGUUCGUGACGGGGACCUGCCGCCUGCCCGUCGGGGGCUUUGCUGAGCUCAUUGGCAGCAACGGGCCCCAGAAAUUCUGCAUCGAUAAAGUUGGCAAAGAGACGUGGCUGCCUCGGAGUCACACGUGCUUCAACCGCCUGGAUCUCCCUCCCUACAAGAGCUAUGAACAGCUGAAGGAGAAGCUGCUUUACGCCAUCGAGGAGACGGAAGGCUUUGGACAGGAGUGAUGGAGCUGUGGGGCGUUCCCGGAGCGCUGCCGGCCGGUGCCCAGGGCCCAGCCCUGCCCGGGGUGUGCUCCCUAUGGACACUGUGGCUUCUGCUCCUGGGCGAGCUCUGCGCUGACACGGCCCCGGGGGAACGGGGCUGUGUUUCCCUCCCUAAGGAAAUCCGAGCUGUGAUGGAGAGGAGGACACGAGGGCUUGGCUUGCACGGGCUGGCGCAGAGGGGCAGCACAGGGGGCACUGGGGCUCCCCAGCCCUCUCCAAGGCACAGUUAUGUGUUUGGUAGAUGCUCUUCUUCCCCCUCGUGUUUUCUGCCUUUUCAUGGCAUUUUGGUAGUGGCAGGUGAGGGGGAAAUGGCUCUCAGAUUGACUUCUGGGCCCCAUCCUGCAGCCAGCAUUCAGCAACAGUGACAGGGACCCCCAAGACGAUGCUUCUGAGGGGCUCUUGUGCUCCAUCUGAGCGCCAGGACAGCCCCUUGCUAGGCCAGAUCCGCGGCCUCUGGAGCCAGAGCCUGGCUGAGCGUGUCCCUGGCGUGUCCCCACGUGCAGCCCGUGGCCCCUGGGCAGUUGUAUUUAAAUGAUGUGGUUUCUGCUCGGAGCUGGUGCUCCACAGCGGCCCCGGGGGCUCCGGGCACUGCUGGGGCCCUGCCGGCCUUUGCUCGAUCCUGGGCUCUGCCCACGCUCCUGUGUCCCCUCUGCAGCGAGGAGGGCAGGAUCACCUGGCUGUCACUUGUGUCCCUCCCCGUGUGUGCGGGUGACAGACCCGGCGUGGCUGUGUCCGUGUGUCCGGGGGCUGUGGGGACGGGACCUGCACCGGCUCCGGGCUGGGAACGGCCGGUCCCGCACGGCCCCGCGCGGCUUCGUGUGCAAUAAACGACAAAGCAGCUGCCGAGGUG
This is a messenger RNA of Zonotrichia albicollis (white-throated sparrow), 2591 nucleotides long. The record is from RefSeq and is a predicted model, not a curated record. NCBI's taxonomy places the organism in Eukaryota, Metazoa, Chordata, Aves, Passeriformes, Passerellidae.